AUGUUCUCCUCCUCAGUACGGCGGGUGGCCUUCACGGCCCCGCAGACGCCGAUUGCUUCCUCGUUCCACGUCUCAAGCAUAGCUCCGCGAACGGCGGCAUCCUCACAGGUCUUCACGUACCGCCAGCGACGAUACUCCUCCUCCAAACCUUCCAGCCCGGCAGAUGGCUCUAGUGGGAUUAACGAGAUAGCUGCUGCGCCUGGGAAGUCGAAAAGCAAGGCUGAUGGGAAAGGUAAGAAGAAGGGGAAGAAUACUGCGGCGGCGAAUAAAACUCGAGAUGAAUCGACGAGACAUCUGCCCAGUGUGCCGAGUACACAGCAUAUUCCUCAUUUGCAAAUCAGCGCAUCAGACUUCUUCUCCCUCUACCGGCCCAUGUCUCUAACACAAAUUUUCCCCAAAGCCGUAACAGACGAAGCCUUCGCAUCGAUCUUCACGCCUCGGACAAAAGCCAACAAAACGGAAGGAGUGAUCUCUGUGCUCUCUGAGAUUCAGCAAGACUUCGAAGAGAUGUCACGGCAGAUGAGCGGCGUCAAGAUCACCGUUGCGCAGGAAAGCGAAGAUGCGUGGAAGGAAGAGACCGACGACGUACGAGCUGCUAUUACCGCCGAAUCGUACCAUAAUAAAUCUGGAGAAGUGAAGAAUCUGGAUGGUGCACCGCAUGAGGGAGGAGAGAAUAUCAUGGAUUUUCCACCCCACAUUUUGUCUGGUCGAUACCGCCCUUUUCACCCACCUCCAGCUCCUAUGCCGAUGGAUUCGAUCGACUGUCUUGCAGCAGGAAAGGAAGCUGCGCAACAUGAGCAAGAACCUCUACAUAGAACGUAUACAGCUAUGUUGACUAUCGAGGAAUCUACCGAUGCGAACGGCGAUGUAACGUACAUGGCACAUAGCUCGCCCCUUAUCGAAGACGCACCUCGAGCCGGACCUACGAAGUUUCUAGAGCGGAUGCAGCAGCGUAGGGAACGCUACAGGAUACAGCGGCCAGAGGAGACCGACAUGCUUGCUAUCAGCGUGAAGAGGCAACGCAAGCUGAAGAUGAAGAAGCACAAGUAUAAGAAGUUGAUGCGGAGAACAAGAAAUUUGAGACGCAGAUUGGAUCGUAAUUAG
This is a messenger RNA of Cadophora gregata, 1104 nucleotides long. RefSeq lists its product as uncharacterized. The transcript has 2 exons. Gene Ontology annotation, cellular component: mitochondrion. NCBI's taxonomy places the organism in Eukaryota, Fungi, Ascomycota, Leotiomycetes, Helotiales, Ploettnerulaceae. Gene Ontology annotation, biological process: mRNA processing. Bases 1 to 1104 code for a protein of 367 amino acids. The record is from RefSeq and is a predicted model, not a curated record.